UGGCAUUUAUUUUUCCGCCUCUCCAUUUUACAGACUCCGUUUUUUAUGAGUGUUUACCAAAUUACGAAGGAGAUAAGUAGCAAGAUCCGGCCAAAACCGGUACCAAAAUGAUGUUGCAGCAGCCAGAAGCGCCGCAAAAGGGCCUGGCUGUUCCCACCUACGGAGUGACCAUCGUGAUGCUGAUCAUUGGGCAGAUGCAGGUGAUUGCCGUGAUUGAGAUCAAGACCUUCAACGAGCUGCUGGGGACACGCUACGGUCUCAGCCUGGCCCAGUUCUUCGUCAGCUUCCUGACCAUCCAGCUGUACGGGUUCUUUUACCGCAUUAUCGUGAGCAAGCCAAAGUGGGUGCGGUUCCUGGCUGGAGCCUGGACGUACCAAAUCAACACCAUUUCCAUUAUGAAGCCCACCAAGCGUGCCCCGUACUUUUGCCUCCUGAUAUCCGCCGCCAUUACACUCCUGAUUAUGGUGAUCAGCGUGACCUAUGGCCACAUCGCAAUCAACCACAAGAGGGGUCUCUUUAUCUCGCGGCACAAUGUGAUCCUGUGGAGCGAACGGAUAUUCGUGCUGACAUGCUUCGGGAUCAUCGUCACCGCCGAGAUGAAGCGCACCAUGGUGGAGCUGCCCUGCAUGAUCAUUUAUACGUGUCUGUCGAAUGUGUUCGUGAUUGUCUUUGGCGCCUCCGUCAGGAGGCCGCACUUCUAUCACGACGAUGCCCCCGGAGACUACAUACUGAUCGGGCAGCUGUACUAUCUGAACUUCUUUGCCCUAUACAUGAGCUAUGUGUGGACGCUGGACAUGAUCUUGGAGGUGUCUGAAUGGAAGAUGUCCAACAGGGCCAUCGUUUCCCUUUUUUACUCUGAGUGGACUCCCGGAACCGGAAGGCAUGAUUAGCAGCGACUUUUGGAAUACUUUCGGACAAAGUGGACUCUCGUUGGUGGAUUCAAAUUGGUUGUGUGGAAAUUUUUA
Messenger RNA from Drosophila kikkawai, 965 nucleotides. RefSeq lists its product as uncharacterized. The record is from RefSeq and is a predicted model, not a curated record. Lineage: Eukaryota; Metazoa; Arthropoda; Insecta; Diptera; Drosophilidae.